AUGUUUGCAGGUAAUGAAACCAUUGCAGGAUUUGAUGAUGAAUUGGCCGCAGCAAUCGCUGCGGAAAAUGUGCGCCAGGAAGAGCACAUUGAAUUAAUAGCCUCGGAAAACUACGCCAGUCCCAGGGUGCUGGAGGCCCAGGGCAGCGUGCUCACCAACAAAUACGCGGAAGGUUAUCCGCACAAACGCUACUACGGUGGCUGUGAGUAUGUUGAUCAGGUGGAAGUGCUGGCCAUCGAUCGUGCAAAAGCAUUGUUUGGCGCGGAUUAUGCCAACGUGCAGCCACAUUCCGGUUCCUCGGCUAACUCGGCGGUGUAUCUUGCGUUGAUGGAAGCGGGUGAUACGGUGCUGGGUAUGAGCCUGGCUGACGGCGGCCAUCUGACGCACGGCGCUUCAGUGAAUUUUUCCGGACGGCUCUACAAUGCGGUGCAGUAUGGAAUUGAUGCCAGCUCGGGUGAAAUGGACUAUGACGCCAUUGCGCGCCUGGCAAAAGAACACAAGCCGAAAAUGCUGAUGGCCGGUUUCUCAGCCUACUCAAGAAUUGUCGACUGGCAGAAGUUUCGCGACAUUGCAGAUGAAGUGGGUGCCUAUCUGGUUGUCGACAUGGCCCAUGUUGCCGGUUUGGUUGCCGCUGGUCUGUAUCCUAAUCCGGUACAGAUAGCAGACGUCACCACCUCAACUACUCACAAAACCUUAGGUGGCCCCAGAGGUGGCAUUAUUCUGGCGAAGUCUAAUCCUGAGAUUGAGAAGAAACUUAACUCUGCACUGUUCCCUGGCAGCCAGGGCGGCCCACUGAUGCAUGUUAUUGCGGGUAAAGCGGUGUGUUUCAAAGAAGCCAUGGGUGAUGAUUUUGUCGCUUAUCAGCGGCAGACGCUGGCCAACGCCAGCACCAUGGCCAGCCAGUUCAUUGAGCGGGGAUAUCGUGUUGUCUCCGGUGGAACCGAUAAUCAUCUGUUCCUCCUCGACCUGGUAGACAAAGACAUCACCGGCAAAGACGCUGACGCCGCGCUGGGUCGUGCCAAUAUCACUGUGAAUAAAAACGCCGUACCUAACGAUCCACGCUCACCCUUUGUUACCAGCGGCCUGCGUAUCGGAUCGCCGGCGGUUACCCGCCGCGGCUUUAAAGAAGCGGAGUGUGCAACCCUCACAGGUUGGAUGUGUGACAUUCUGGAAGAUAUUGACAACGACAAUAUGGUGGGCAGUGUGAAGCAGCAGGUGAUUGACUCCCGCCUGGUGGCUGAUGGUGAUGCGGUGCGUCGUCGUCGCGAAUGUCAGGCUUGUGGCGAGCGUUACACAACGUUUGAAACCGCCGAACUGGUGAUGCCGAGGUUGAUCAAACGUGACGGCAGCCGGGUGCCUUUUGAUGAUGCCAAGCUUAAGACCAGCUUAACUAAGGCGUUAGAAAAACGUCCGGUCAGCGUUGAUCAGAUUGAAACCGCCCUCACACAUAUAAAGACCCGCCUGCGCUCUACCGGCGAACGGGAGAUUCCUUCUCUGCAGGUGGGUGAAGAAGUGAUGCGGGAAUUGCGUGCUCUGGAUCCCGUGGCCUAUGUUCGAUUUGCUUCGGUCUACCGGGAUUUUCAGGAUGUCAGCGAGUUCACAGAAGAAAUUCGCAAGCUGGUGAAAGAGACGUGCCGCCUGACCUGCGCACCCAAUCCGCCUGUAGGGUGCAUCAUCGUUCGCAAUCAACAGAUUCUCGGCCGCGGUUAUCAUGUCCGCACCGGUGAGGGCCAUGCUGAGGUGAAUGCCAUAGCGGAUGCCGGUGGCGAUAUUCUUGGCGCUACGGUUUACGUGAGCCUGGAGCCCUGCGCCUUUGUGGGUCGCACCCCGGCGUGCGCGCAAACACUGAUUGAUGCGCAGGUGGCACGGGUCGUGAUUGCCGCCACCGACCCGCAUCCGCAGGUUGCAGGUGCGGGCAUCAGAAUGCUGCGAGCGGCUGGUAUCGAAGUCAAUCUACUGACCCAGGCAGCAGCCCUUGAUCUGAUUCAGGGUUAUGUGUCCAGAGAACUGUCAGGCAAACCGUUGGUCAGGUUGAAAACCGCCAGCAGCCUGGAUGGUGCUACCGCCCUGGCCAGCGGCGAAAGCCAGUGGAUUACCGGCGAAGCAGCCCGCCAGGAUGUGCAGUAUUGGCGGGCGCGCAGUGAUGCCAUUAUUACCGGCGUGCAAACUGUGAUUGAAGAUAAUCCGCAGCUGAAUGUUCGCGCACCACAAUAUCAGCAUGCCCGAGCACCCUUGCGGGUUGUGCUGGACUCUCGCCUGUCAACGCCGCCCCAGGCAACCGUGAUCACGGAUGGUGGCGCCACCCUGCUGGUGCAUAACGCCGGUGUAGAUGUGCCCGAACACCUGCAUAAUGCGCAUUCGGUAAGCUUAUUGGCGUUACCUGCAGGUCCGCAGGAUCUGAGCGCUGUGCUGCAGCACCUUGCCAGCCUGGGCUGUAACGAAGUGUUGGUGGAAGCCGGUGCCAAAGUCUGCGGUAGCUUUGUUGCGGCGCAGUUGUGGGAUGAAUGGAUAUGUUACGUAGCACCCAAAUGGUUAGGGGUCGCGAGUCAGCCGCUGGCGAAUUUUACAGUUGCGCUGAUCGUGGCGAAUAACAAAACCAACAUCUGGGCGCGGCGUAAAGCUCGGCGGGCACUGGUGCAGGCGACUUAUCAGUGGCAGCUGUCUGCCGGAAAUCUAUCUGACAUCAAGGCCGAAUUUUACGAUUCAGAUGCACUGAAGAAGGCCGAUGUUGAAUUUUUCAAUGAGCUGUUAACACAUGUGGUCUACCACCCGUCAGAACUGGAUGCGACUUACGCAGAGCUCCUGGAUCGCGCGGUAGACAAACUUGAUCAUGUGGAACGGGCGAUUCUGCGUCUUGCCGCGGCUGAGUUUAAACAUCGUAUAGAUGUGCCUUACCUGGUGGUUAUUGAUGAGUACGUGGAGCUGGCGAAAACCUUUGGCGCCACAGUGGUUCGCCAUCUCGCGGAUCGUGCACAAGGCCCCUGGGUCACCCUGGGUCCUGGUGAUGAUGCUGCGGUAAUGCAGCAAUCACCUGCCCACGAUGCGGUGGCUUCCAUCGAUACCCUGGUCGCCGAUGUACAUUUCCCCGCCAGUGCGCCUGCGUUUUAUAUCGGUUAUCGUGCCCUCAUGGUCAGCUUGUCAGAUCUGGCCGCAAUGGCUGCGCAGCCACGUUAUGUGCUGGUGGCGCUGACGCUGCCUGCGGCAGACGUCUCCUGGGUAGGUGAUCUGGCAAAAGGCAUGGCGGCGGCAGCUCGGGUGUGUGACACCUACAUCUGUGGUGGUAAUUUCGCCCGUGGUCCACUCAGCAUAACAGUUAGUGUGCAUGGUGAGGUACCAACAGGCAAAGCCGUCACCAGAGCAGGCGCACGGGUCGGUGAUCAGCUUUAUGUGAGCGGCCCGUUGGGCCUUGCGGCGGCUUGUGUGCGUAACCGGAAUUACCAGGUGCAGGACAAAUUGAAUGCCCUGCAGCGUGCCUACUUCAUGCCCGCGGCGCGCUUUGAUCUGUUGGCGGUAUUGCGAUCGAACGCCCACGCUGCCAUUGAUAUUUCUGACGGUCUGCUGGCGGAUGCGCGGCAUCUGGCUGAGGCAUCCGGCGUCGGUGUGAACAUCAAUUCAGCGGAUCUGAAACUUACUGAAGGUGUGUCGCUGGAAGAUGUCCUGAAUGGAGGAGAUGAUUAUCAACUACUCGCCACUGCAGGUGUGCCUUUGCCCGGCAUGAUGAACAUAGGCCAGAUCAACUCGGGUACCGGUGUGAGUCUGGACGGCGUUGUGUUGUGGGCCAGCGGUCUGGGGCUGGGGUUUUUGCGGCCCGCGCCCGGCACCUGGGGGUCAGCCGGCGCCGUUGUCGUCUGGUGGUUAUUCCUGGCUGAAUUUGAUCCGCUGAUCCAGUUGUCGAUCUGCGCGGCCUAUUUUAUCAGCGGCUGGGUUUGCAGCACGCUUGUGACGCGGACCUUCGGCAUUGAUGACGCUUCUGAAAUUGUGGCUGACGAGGUGGCUGGUAUGUGGCUUGCGCUGGCGUUUUUACCGCCAACAUGGUGGCUCGUGUUGCUUGCCUUCGGGCUGUUUCGCCUGCUCGAUAUCCUCAAACCCGGUCCUAUUGGCUGGCUUGACCGUGAGGUAAAAGGCGGCUUGGGCGUUAUGCUGGAUGAUCUGCUGGCAGGUGCGGUGGUGGCAAUUGUGUUGUACGUAUCAGCCGCUGCACCGGUAGAAGUGGUGGCGCUGUUUAAAGAUCGUGCGGUGGUACGAAUGGCGGGUGAACAGCAGAUGUUAAAAGUGGGUGAGACGUCGCCUGCUGGUGUGAAAUUGCUGCAGGCAGACACAGCUGGCGCUCGCGUAAGCUAUCGGGGGCAGGAAUAUCAGCUCAGUCUCACCGCUCGGGUCGCGGGGAGUUUUGCCAAGCCGACCUCGGAAUCUGUGCGCAUCAGCCGGGAUUCUGUUGGGCAGUACCGAAUGCGGGGUGCGCUCAAUGAUCAUAUGGUUGAUUUUCUUAUCGAUACGGGUGCUUCAGUGGUGGCGUUAAGUGAGCGGCAGGCACAACAGAUGGGGCUUAACUAUCAGUCCGGUCAGCGCGGCACAGUGCAGACCGCACAAGGUAACGCCAAUGCCUAUUUUCUGCUGUUAGAUCGAGUCACGCUGGGUGGCAUCACGCGAAACAAAGUGAGGGCCACGGUGAUUGAGGGUAUGUACCCGACGGAUGUGUUGUUGGGGAUGUCGUUUCUGAACUCCCUCAAUCUGAACGAUAACAAUGGAGUGUUAACCCUGACGGCCAGGUUCUAG
This is a messenger RNA of Symbiodinium necroappetens, 4776 nucleotides long. Lineage: Eukaryota; Dinophyceae; Suessiales; Symbiodiniaceae. The record is from the annotation of a GenBank genome assembly.